AAUCUUGUUUGUAUCGUUUUCUCUUUCCGAUCUUCCCCUCCUUCUUCCUGUUUAUUGUACGGCCUCAAUUAGGACAGAAUUUGGCAACUGGAACAAAACGUGUACGCUGGAAAUUGUCUCUUGCCUUUUGAUUUGUCUUUUUUUGGGAUCUCUGUUUCUCAAACAAAACACUUGACGCAUUGUGGAAAAAUGCUUAUCUGCGUAAGAUGUGACAGUAUGACUCACCAGCAAACCCAAACAGAUCCAGCGACAAGGAGAUCAGAGAGUUUGAAAUCAUAUUAAAGCACACACCCAUUAAAGCAUUUCCUUUGCUGUGACUAUUAAAAUCUCUAAAAACACUUCUUUUUUCCAUUGUGAGGAGUUACACACUCAAAACUUAGACUCCUUUAAACAUAUCUCAUAACCAAGUGGCUUAGUGUUCCUCAAUUUUAGGUUAAAUUCGGAUCUGAUUUCAUUAAGGCCUCGAAUUUUAGGUUCUAUAUACAACCUUUCACUCGUUCAUUCGGGUCACUAGCAAGAUACAUCGUAAUCUAAUAGAGUCAAUAAUUGCAGAGCGAAACCGUAUAAGACCAAAUGUAACAAUUUAUUAUCAGUCAGGUAAAUGUAUUCAAACACAUCUUUAUAGAAAGCAUCAAGUUCUCAGAAUAAUCUAAUAGUAAAAUGUGCAUACCUGUCUUUAGGAAAUACGUAGUAUGAAGUGUAGAGAAACAUCUCCCUGACCCUUUUGCUGCAUCCCUUUAAAUACCAAACCAAGGUAAAACAUCCCCCCCAAACUAAGUUAAAUAGGAAGAACUGGACUUUGCAUUAACUCGAGUGUCAGACCUGAGUAGUUUACACCUCAAUGGGAACAGAAGGUAAUUUACAUGGAAUGACCCAGGGAGAGGGCACGCCUAUUGCAAUAAGUAAAAUAUAUACGAAAUCUUCAAAUAUUUGUUACCGGUAAGUGUAGAAACGAGACCAUUGUACCAGUCACGCAUUUCAAAUGAUACUAGACAUGACUGUUAGUUCACUCGGAUUGGCAUUUUCAUGUAGCAAACAGUAGAAGCUAAGAUGGGUGGAGGGGUUUUAGAAAGAGCCAAAUGGGAAGGUAGUUUUCUACUCCUCCACUCUGUGGGGUGUCUUGAAGAUGUCAAAGUAUCUGAGGUUCUUUUAUCCUUACAACGUCGAGUAUCAGUGAGAUAUUAUUAGUCUAAAAGCAGAAAGAUACAUGCACGACUAUUAGGCAAGUUGUAUUUUGUUAUUGUACAACUACAGUGCUCUUGGCCAAUCCAAAACGUUAAACCCUUGAACCUGGACAUUUUUGUAAAAGAUGUGGCUUUAAGAGCAUUUUUACGAAUAAACAUUUCUGAAAUUUCAAAAAGAAAACCUCAGCGACCGAUAAUACUUCAAAAUAAAGUUUCUGCCUUUCUGUCCAUUCGUGCCAAUCGCUAUCAAAACCAAUUACACCAAAAAUUGGUAAUUAUUACUGUAUUAUUAAACUGUAUUGUUGUGAAUUAACAUUUUGAGUAUUGCUUGGUAAUAGUUGGAAUUCCCCCUCAAACUAUUUUUUCAUAUUCUCAUGCAAUUUGACAUAACAUAAACUUUGUUGCCCCCUGGUGGUCUUUGAUGAAUUAUUUCGAACCAGAGGCAACUAAACAAACUUUAUAAUUCGACAGCACGCUUUACAGUAGACUUGUACAGUGUGCUGAAGACAUUAGUCAUAAAACUAAUGUGUUUCUGAUGCUCAUCAAUUAAGAGAACUUUUGAGUUCCUGAUUAGUCUUAAUAGUACAGACUAUCUGACGUCUGAAGUGAACGAGCUCCAUUACACUUUUAAAAGGUUUGAUCACUUUAAUGUAGUUGUAGGCUCUAAUAAAACGGAGAGAGGAAGUGGCGGUCUACCUCUCAUCGUCCACUUCAGUGCAAUACUGAGCAGAUGCUGGGGCUACUGUUUGCAUGCAAAUACAGUCUGUGCAUCAAGACAGGUCUUCAGAAGAUACAGCAGCUUCGUGUGCAAACACACCAACAGAGGAUGCAACACUCCUGCCACACAUGAAGCAGAAACUAUUCCUGCUGUUUCUCAAGUGCGGGGCGUUUCGAUCAGCUCAUGAGGAAUGAGAACCGGGAUUCAUGGCAUCCCUCGAGACUCCAAACGACCUGUUUUUCUGCACUAACCGUAAGAUUGACCACUGCCUGACCAGUGACCGCUGCUUUACCUACGAGAGUGUCUCAGGUGGGACCCUGAUCACCGGAGAUGGACGAUUUCACUCCAUCACUAAUGGUUUCUGCUCUUUUCAAAUGCUCCGAUCAGUGGCUAUAUUAAGGCUUUGAAUAAGGUCAGCAAUGAAUAGCUUUGUUCUCAGCACCAUAUCCCAGUGGCAAGAGGUAACCGCUGUUUUUUAUUGCACUUUGCUUUGUUGGACUGUUUUAACUUGUGUAGGAUUUAUAUGCAAAAGUCAAUGCAAAAGUAAUUGUGGUGGAAAUGCUUCUCUGCCUGACCUGAUUUUACAGCUGUGCUCCCUUUCUCAGAGCUGCAUGUGCCUUUGAGGAAGAGGGAAAAGCAAAGGACAGUUGGCUUGAAUUUCUGUAGUGUGCAUGAGUGCAAGCUCAAAUCUGGUGCAAAUGGCUGAAAACCCCGAAGACCCCCUAGUAUUGUUGGAGAUCCUGGAAGUGUUAGGUGCAUGCCGUGGGAGCGUGUCGUAUGCGGAUAUUUGCGUCUAUCUGAGUGGACGCUUCAGCCUGCAGCCUCUUCUAGAUUUACGGAGUCUCUUAUACUCCACCGCAUGUAGAGACCCCUGCUUCCCAGCCACCCUCUUCCGAGAGCGGCUUCACCCACCCUGCAGCAACCGGCUCUCGGCAGCAGCCGAUGUCGUCUCCCUGUUCAACCUCCUCAUGCAUACCCGCAUGGCUCCUUCAUACUCGCAGAACAUUCAGUCUCUGACUCCCUGUCAGGUCUGUGGGAAGGGAUUUGUGCGUUACGACUGGCCGGCCGCUUUACCCGUCACAGGAGGAGGCACCGCCUCUGAGGACUGUAAAUAUGAGAACCUCCCUUGUGAGGCGUUCAGUCAUAACACAGAGGCUUCACACGCUCAGACCACCUCCGCGUUGGUCGCUCAGCCUCACUCGGGCGUGCACAACCGGGACAGCAUGCAGAACGCUCAUUCUGGGGACAUUUCCAUUGACGUGGUCGAUCAGGAGGCUGGCAAGCUGUCGGCGGCCAAUCAGGGAUCCCGCGUAGCUCGGUCCUGCUCCCAGAAGAGGAGUGCCUUUAAAGAAGCUCACAAAAUUCCACUGAUAUCCGUGGAAGGCGUCGGUCAAUCAGAUCAAAGCCCAGAUGGACCAAGAUCAGAUGGAGAGGACCUGGUUUACGCUCACCAAAAUAAUCCUUAUCCCGACCCUGUAAUAUACGCAAACGACCCGGCAUCACAUGCGCAUCACCAUCAUUCGAACGCUCCUGAACCGGACACACACAUGAGCGACUCGCAAUCCUACGAUGACGCCUCGAACCCCUACGAUCCUCAGACUCAGUGGCGUCAGGCGAAGCACGAGAGUUUGGACGAGCUCCAAACCUCCACCUACUUCGGCCCUUCGGUCUCCAGCCAAAAGCACCAAACCCCUGCUCUACAAAUCAAAAGCCACAGCUUGGACAUCGACAGCAGGACGGCGGAUGAAAGACCGGAACCAGAAACGGCCGGGCUGCAGAAACCCAGAUCGGAGCGCUCCGUCUUAGAGAAGUCAGGAUUACGAAAGUCAGGAUCUGUUAAACUUAGCAUCGAAGGGUCAAGCUUCGACAUUCCUGGUUUCGAUCCUCGCAUUGUCAAUUCGGUGCGGGACACCUUCAAGCGGCUGAGCGGCAUGAGUUUGGACGCAUGGUACGACUGGUCACCGAGCAUCGAGGGCAUGAUUAGCGUAGGCACCCAAACAGAGCCUGCAGAUCGGCGCGCUUUACGAAGCCUCAUGCUCGCCGAUAGACUCUCCAUCGACAACCCUGACAUUGGCGAGGACGACAUCAGUGCCAUCUUCCGUUUCCUAGACGACAUUAGCAUGUGCGGCUCCAUGGCGGUGCUGCCAGGGGAAGGAGGCGGGGCCCAGGAAGGGGGUGGCGCCGGGCUGCCAGAGAGGCGUGAACGUUUGGGAAAGUUACGGAGGUUGUUUCACUCCUUGGAGGCACCUGAGGAGGGUGUGAGAUGGGGCGUUGGGCGACUGCUCCAACGGGUCACGGAGCUGGAGCAACAGCUCGAACCCAUUUCAGAGCUACGUGAGCAGCUGGCCCUCGUGCUCUCCACGCUGAACCGUCUGGAAGAGCGGGAGCAGGCCGCAUGCCCACACGUGUAUCCAAUGCACUUACAGCCCCAGCUCACACCCCGGCCUAGCCUGCAGCAACAGCAGGGGUCCCCGAGGACCAAUUUGGUGGCGGAGGGCAUCAACGAGGCAGCUGCGAAACGCAGACGGCUGUUUGUGCGCAGGACCUCCAGGAGCCAUACAGAAAGCAGCGGAUCAGAGGCCCCCAGAGAGUGGAGCAUCAGCUUCAGCAAGGAGCCGCACAUACAGUCUGUUAAGUCAGAUCAUUUAGGUGGAGUGCAUAAAAGAGAGGGCUCUGUAGUGCAGGAAGUGACGGGCUUUCACCUCAUGCCACCUGAGACCCACAAUGCACCACGCCGCACAUCUGUCCAUAGCACUUCCCAGCAUGUGACUGAACGCCCAAAAGUGACCUGGAGCCAAUCAGAUUUAACACCGCUGGAUUUUCAGGCCCCUGAGUCGUUGGAGUUCUGGACAGACGAGAUUUACACGCCGGCAUCUGACACGCUCCUGCGACGUUCACAUUCGUACACUCGCUGCAACAGGAACCAGGCGUACCGUAUCGCUGCCCUCAGCAUCACUGCCACCAUCAUCCUCAUCCUCAUCAUCGUCAUUCCUGUCAGCACUGUGUAACGUACAUGAGACUACACUGAAUGGUACAAUACGUGUUUAUUAGAUAAUAUUACCAAGAUUUUGAUGAAGCAUGAAUUUGUCACAAACCUAAUUCGAGAAGCAUGGCAGGCUGCCCCAACCUAUGCAAAAUAGACUGCAUUUCCUUAAACCUUCAGUGGGCCUUUCAGUGGAGUUUCCCUACAUUUAGUGUUGUUUGAUUUUAGGCUGGUUUUCAGUUAAACGCUUAUUCUGCAGUUUAUGGCUUGCAGACGUUCCGGUAUGCCCUCUUUGUUGACGGAUAUUGGGGAGUUCCCAUUAGUCUAAUGUAAUUCUGCUGAAACCUGAGACGGCAUCCACUUGCUUGCACAGCGGCACACGUUUCUCUCUUUCGCAUUUCACCUCUCUCUCCAUUUAAAUGCUAGGAAAAUCCAUUAUUAGUUGCAAAUUUACAUGCGACUGCCCUUUGAAUCUGCUAAACGUCCCCGCAUUUGGAGGAAACGCUGACGCGCGAGUGAUAUGAAUCUCUUGUUUCCGUUCGAUGCGCAUUCGUCAUUGCUGACCUGAAUUUGUGGGCGAGCUCGAUCACCACCGAAACAGUGCUACAAAACGUAAUGCCCUGCCUCGCGAAAGCUUAAAAGAAAAGAAAAACGAGCCUCCAGAGAUCCAGAAUGGAUGCACGAUGGUGGAUCGAUACCGGCACACAUUUUCAAUUUGCUGAACAACAGCACUAAACUUUUAAUGGGCUGUGAUGGGACUGAGUGAGUGCGGGAGGGGAGAGAAAACGUUUGUCCUCUUUUAUUGAGCCUGAAGCUUUCUGAGUCCUACUUCUGUCUGCUGCAGCUGAUUAAUGAGUGAUUUGCUCAGGUAAAAGGGUUUCCGAUUGGAACUGAUGGGAUUUUUACUUGCAGUUUGAUUUAUGAUCGCCGUUGUAAUUCAUCACUACAGAAUAAAUGAUACCUCAAUCAAUUACGUUAAUGAUCAGAUUUGCAAUCACAGGCCAGUAUAAGCGAUCACGUGCAACGAAAGCAAGUGUUGACAGCCGCUCAGAGCAACUUAGCAAAUGCAUAGUAAGCCUUGGCAAUGCUUUCAGCAGCUGAAUACUGUAAUGUGAAGACAAUUGAAUGAGAUGUCCUAUUUUAAGGAGGCAAUGUUGGAAAAGUUUUGACUUGAUUUUGAUUGACAUUUUCUUGUAGAAUAGCCUUUUCGUGAUCGUGUGUACACGUGCAUUUCUGGAUUGUGAUUCUUCCUUUUUCAGGGCACUUUCGACUGUGAAAAUAUACCUUUGUCUCUUCAUAAAGCUGGUUUUGGUUAUUCGAUGGGAUUGUGUCUCGUGUGUCGUUUUUUUCCUGCCGGUUAAGCAAGCCGGAAGUUGCAUAGGAAGCAGGUGGACGUAGUGAGAGCUUGCUUGCUGCUUUUCCCAAUGCAGUUUUAAUAUUUCAGAGCGCAUCUCUCAUAAAUGUGUAUUAUCUAUUUAUGAUCUGCCAGUUCCGUUAUUGACGCGAAAGCACUUAACCGCACUUACACACAUAGUCUCUGAAGCUCAAAUGAGGCUUCCUUCUAAUGUAGUUUAUCUAAAAUCUCAGCUGCUUUUAUAUCUCUGCAUACAUAUUGUGAAAGUGAUUUGGUUUCAUAUUUGUUAAUGCUGCAAAAUUCAUUAUAGAUAUUACACGCAAAUUGAUUCUAGUGAAACUUUGAAGAGUGAGCUAGAUAAUUAAAUUAGAAAAGCCAAAUUCAUAUGAAAGAUAUUAAUAUAAAGAGACUUAUUGAAUGAUGAUUGUUUGAUCACUUCUUUUGAUAAUUUGACUGUUGUCUUCCUUUUAUCCAGCAAUUUUUAUAUAUUCAGCCUAUUAUGUAUACAUUUUCAGUUUGUUUUAUUGAAGAUAUGCACCUCAAUGCAAUAUACCUCAGUGAACACCAGUCACCAGCCAGUCAACUGCCUACAUUGUAAUUAGUAAAUUAAUCUGAGGGCCAAUAAGUCAUAUUACUACAGGAUGCCAGUAUUUAAUAGUGAUUAAAUGUUACAUAGAAUACGUAUUUAAAACAGUUCUUUAUUUAAUUUUGUAUGUACAUUUAUUGCAUUUCAAAUUGAAUUACUACUAAUUAAAUAGAGCGGACC
Molecule: messenger RNA, 7005 nt
Organism: Puntigrus tetrazona (Sumatra barb)
Lineage: Eukaryota; Metazoa; Chordata; Actinopteri; Cypriniformes; Cyprinidae
Gene: minar1l
Product: major intrinsically disordered Notch2-binding receptor 1
Biological process (GO): negative regulation of TOR signaling; negative regulation of cell population proliferation
Cellular component (GO): plasma membrane
Source: RefSeq, a predicted model, not a curated record